Eurytemora carolleeae is the source of this 1512-nucleotide messenger RNA. RefSeq lists its product as uncharacterized. The transcript is spliced from 4 exons. Bases 347 to 1372 code for a protein of 341 amino acids. The record is from RefSeq and is a predicted model, not a curated record. NCBI's taxonomy places the organism in Eukaryota, Metazoa, Arthropoda, Copepoda, Calanoida, Temoridae.
AUUUGACCUUUAAACCUUGCUGCCUCAAACGGAUCAACUUAGUAUGAAACUUUUGAUUUGAACAAACGGAUUAAAAUUAUACAUAUCAGAUGAAACUAAAUUGAAACUGAAACGGCGUCAUCUGCAAAAUAAAAGCAGAAUUUUCAAAGUUUUUAUUCCUCUUUCUUUUCAGGCAGUGCUAAGUAUUUAACUGAGUAUUUUCUGUUUUAAAGAUGGUUUCUGUUUAUUGAUUGCAAUUAUCGAUAAUAAAACAAGAAGUGUUUACCAAGGGCAGCACUAACUAGAACUCCUUUCCCGUGCAGCAAACCUACCCAGCAGUUUAGUUAGAAACCUUCAAAGGAUUGCAAUGUUAUCAAACUUCAACAAAACCUGGAGAUCUUUCCAUCUGAUCAAGAUGCUUGUCCACAUAGGUUUUAUUCCAGUUUCUGAGGACAUAAACGGAUACUUGAAGUUUAAACUUGUGUCAUGGAAAACUGUAAUGGCAUAUAUGGUAUUUUGCAUAAUUCCAUUAGUAAUGCUGAUAUAUGCCCAAACACAAAUAUCUGAACAAAGUUCAGGACAUCAGUUAACAAUAAUGGAGGAGAUGGCAAAACAUAUUCACACGAUUCAAAAUAUUGGAAUGUCGUUGUUGUAUCCAAUCCUAACUGGUAAAUUGGUGGACAAGUCCCAGAUAACACUGAAAGUAAAUAAGCUUUAUAAGAAAAUGUGGCUACUAAUGUACAUCAUUAUGAUGGCUGUAGUGAUUGCAAUACAUCUUAACAAUGCCAUUGUACGUUUUAACAGUAUCAUGCUCCCAAUUGCAUUUCUAUUCUUCUAUACUUUAAACAUGAUGGGGAUUAUUGUGGCUAUGCUUGUUAUUUGUUUUGUCUGUUCACCAAUCAUAGAAGAAGGAAUCCACCUAGAGGUAUCGGACUCAGAGAUUCAAGAUAUGAUUGAGAAGUCUAUAUUGCUAAUGGAGAAAACAAGGAAUAUCAAAAAAGGAUUCAGUCCGCUCCUCUUCUCUAUUCUCCCUUUCAUGAUAGUCUUUGUUCUCUACUUUACUUUUAUUGGUAUAAAAUCCGUGUCUGGUGGAAGGUACCAUUUCUUAGCACCUGAUGUGCUUAGUGUCUUAGGAAUGCUCCUGCUUAUCUACUACAUCAUCAGUUUCUGUGAUGAAACACAUCAAGCAUUGGCAGCAUACAGUCACAAACUCAGUUUGAUGGCUUUAAAAUGUGCUGAAUGGGAAAUAUCUAGACUUCAAAUAGUUAUAAACAUGCUUGACAAGGAGGCACCAUUUGAUGCUCUUGGAUUCUUCUAUGUGGAGAAGACAACCUUUAUGACUAUUAUUAGCAGCUCAAUUGCUUAUCUAGUAAUUAUGCUCCAGUUCAAUUAAUUAAUGUUUUUCCUGCACAACAAACAUGAAAUUUAUUAGCUACAAAAAAGGGGUACUCAAACUAGCCAUAGUUAGUAAACUGCCCCUUAAAGAUUAAGCGCCUUCAAUAUCAACUUAAAUAGGGAUUGGUCAAAUUUUAA